Molecule: messenger RNA, 2486 nt
Organism: Cariama cristata (Red-legged seriema)
Lineage: Eukaryota; Metazoa; Chordata; Aves; Cariamiformes; Cariamidae
Gene: SLC9A5
Product: solute carrier family 9, subfamily A (NHE5, cation proton antiporter 5), member 5
Exons: 15
Biological process (GO): sodium ion transport; proton transmembrane transport; regulation of pH
Cellular component (GO): membrane
Molecular function (GO): sodium:proton antiporter activity
Source: RefSeq, a predicted model, not a curated record
UUUUCCACCUGUCAAGGAAGGUGACAUCCAUUGUCCCGGAGAGCUGCCUCCUCAUCCUGCUGGGGCUGGGCCUGGGGGGCAUUGUAUUGGCCGUGGCAAAGAAAGCUGAGUACCAGCUGGAGCCCAACAUGUUCUUCCUCUUCCUUCUACCCCCCAUCGUCCUAGACUCAGGCUAUUUCAUGCCCAGCCGGCUCUUCUUCGACAACAUUGGUGCCAUCCUCACCUAUGCAGUGGUGGGCACACUCUGGAACUCCUUCACCACCGGCACUGCACUCUGGGGGCUGCACCGGGCCGGGCUCAUGGAUCCAGGUGUUGAAGCUGGGCUGAUGGAUUUCCUGCUCUUCGGCAGCCUCAUCUCAGCUGUGGACCCCGUGGCAGUGCUAGCUGUGUUCGAAGAGGUCCAUGUAAAUGAGACCCUCUUCAUCAUCGUGUUUGGAGAGUCUCUCCUGAAUGAUGCUGUCACUGUGGUGCUGUACAAGGUCUUCAACUCUUUUGUGGAGCUGGGCCCAGCGCACAUCCAUGCCACGGACUACGUGAAGGGGGUAGCCUCCUUCUUCCUGGUGAGCCUGGGGGGCACGGCCGUGGGGCUGCUCUUUGCCUUCCUCCUGGCCCUGAUCACGCGGUUCACCAAGCGUGUGCGCAUCAUCGAGCCGCUCUUCGUCUUCCUCCUGGCCUACGUCGCGUACCUUGCUGCUGAGAUGGUCUCACUCUCCUCCAUCUUGGCAGUCACCUUCUGUGGGAUCUGCUGCAAGAAGUAUGUGGAAGCCAACAUCUCUCAGAAAUCCCGCACCACGGUCAAAUACACCAUGAAGACACUGGCCAGCAGCUCAGAGACCAUCAUCUUCAUGUUUCUGGGCAUCUCAGCUGUGGACACCUCCAAGUGGGCAUGGGACACAGCACUGGUGCUGGGCACCCUGUUCUUUAUCCUGCUCUUCAGAGCUGUGGGUGUUGUUCUCCAGACCUGCGUGCUCAACCGCUUUCGCCUCAUCCCCCUGGACAGGAUUGACCAGGUGGUCAUGUCAUACGGUGGCCUCCGUGGGGCCGUGGCCUUUGCCCUGGUCAUCCUGCUGGACAGGGCAAAAGUGAAAGCCAAGGACUACUUUGUGGCAACGACCAUCGUGGUGGUGUUCUUCACUGUCAUUGUGCAGGGCCUCACCAUCAAACCCCUGGUGACGUGGCUGAAGGUGAAGCGCAGCGACCACCACAAGCCCACGCUGAACGAAGAGCUGCAUGAGCACGCCUUUGACCACAUCCUGGCAGCGGUGGAGGACAUUGUGGGGCCCCACGGCUACCAUUACUGGAGGGACAAGUGGGAACAGUUCGACAAGAAGUACCUGAGCCAACUCCUGAUGCGGAAAUCUGCCUACAGGCUGCGGGACGAGAUCUGGGACGUUUACUACAAGCUCAACAUCCGUGAUGCUAUCAGCUUUGUCGACCAGGGUGGCCACGUGCUCUCGGCUGCCAAGCUGGCACUGCCCUCCAUGCCCAGUCGCACAUCCAUGUCGGAGUCGUCGGUCACAAACCUCCUGAGGGAGAGCGGCAGCGGUGCGUGCCUGGAUCUCAGCACCUGCAAGAGAAGCAGGGAUGGAGGAUGCUCUGUGGGGCCAGCUGCUCACCCUGUGUCUCUUUGCCUCUCCUUUGGCCAGUACAAGGCCAGCUACAGCCGUCACUUCAUCUCUCCAGAUAAACAAGAGCGCCAAGAUAAAGAAAUCUUCCGGCAGAACAUGAAGAGGCGGUUGGAGACCUUCAAGUCCACAAAGCACAAUGUGUGCUCCUCCAAGAACAAGGCCAGGCUGAAGGAAAAGGGCAGGAAAAAGAAGAACAUCUCUCUGACUAGAGAGGCGCCCAAUGGGAAGACGCACAGAAAUGUCCCCUGGCAGGAGGCGGCUCCUGUCCUGGUGAUGGUCAGCUCAGAGGAGGAGGAGAGCGAUAGCUCGGAAACGGAGAGAGAGGAUGAUGAAGGGAUUGUGUUCAUUGCUCGAGCCACCGAUGAGGUCCUGCAAGGAAAGACAGCUCCUGGCAGCGUGGAUGUCUGCCCCAGCCCCUGCAUCAUCCCACCGUCACCCACCUUGGCAGAGAAGGAGCUGCCAUGGAAAGGAGACCAGGCUGAUCUGGCUGUUUAUAUCUCCUCGGAGACCACCAAAAUCGUGCCAGUGGAUAUGCAGAAGGCGUGGAACCAAAGCAUCUCCUCCCUGGAGAGCAUCGCUUCCCCCCCAGGCAUCGAGAGUGGACCUCAGCACAGGAGAUUCGCCUGCCCUGUGCUGGAGGAGCAACCCCAGUCUGCGAGCCAGGCGAUGCCAGAGCAGAGCUCCUGCUUCCAGUUCCCCAGCCACAUCUCUAAGAGCGGCCGGUCACAGAGUGACAGCAGCCCAGACGGUGCUGAACGGCAGGAGCUGCAGCCCUUGAUGGCCACGGAGGAGCAGGGCAGGAUGCUGCCCAGCACGGAGCCCAGAUGGCUGAUGUUCAACAGAGCAAGCCACCUCUGA